Messenger RNA from Manis pentadactyla (Chinese pangolin), 1157 nucleotides. Its product is annotated as cysteine-rich venom protein-like. The transcript is spliced from 8 exons. Gene Ontology annotation, cellular component: extracellular region. The record is from RefSeq and is a predicted model, not a curated record. Lineage: Eukaryota; Metazoa; Chordata; Mammalia; Pholidota; Manidae. The coding region runs from base 119 to 940 and encodes 273 amino acids.
AUCUUCUAGGAGGUUUUCACCAUAGCACAUUACUACCACCUUGCACAAUUCAGAGUAACCAAGCAGGAACAAGAAGUGAUUUGUGUUCCCUAUAUAUACUGCUGGGCUGAAGAUCAAGAUGUGUAUCUCCCUUUGGACACAGGACAUCUUAUCUUUCCUGUUUCUGCUUAUCUCAGAGACAAUGCUAUUGGUGGGCAUAUGCCUCGUGGUAUUGCUGCAACAAGCUGCAGGAAUGUCAGAUGGCACAGUUUUAUCUUUAUCGACACAUCAUCCAUCGGUCCAAAAGGAGAUUGUUAAUAAGCACAAUGCGCUUAGAAGGAUGGUAAAUCCCACUGCUUCCAACAUGCUUAAAAUGAGCUGGAAUCGUGAAACUGCAAAGAACGCUGAAAAGUGGGCCAAAAAGUGUACGUUGUCUCACAGUCCCCCCAGUGAGCGGAAAAUUAGCUUUACUGGCUGUGGGGAGAAUUUAUUCAUGUCAAGUAAUCCAACAUCAUGGACAGAUGCGAUCCAAUAUCUUUACAAUGAAGUUGGAAAUUUUACAUAUGGAUUUGGAAGGACUCGAGCAGAUGCUGUAGUAGGCCAUUACACCCAGAUUGUUUGGGCCACUAGCCACCAGCUUGGCUGUGCAUUCGCCUACUGUCCUGAAAAGAAGUUACGGUAUUACUAUGUUUGCCAAUACUGCCCUGCGGGCAAUUUUGUGGAAUUCAUGAAGACCCCAUAUAAAAGAGGAAAACCAUGUGGAGCCUGCCCUGAUCAUUGUGAUAAUGGACUUUGCACCAAUCCCUGCAUGCAUGUGAAUAAGUAUGGCAAUUGUGAUGAUUUGGUCCAAAUACAGGGGUGUAAUACAAAAGCCAUGAAAGAAAACUGCCCAGCUACCUGCAAAUGCCCUUCAGAAAUAAGAUUAAAACCUCUUCAAAGUGAUGUUUGUCCUCAAAAGUAAAGUAACUGCAUUUAAAAACAGUCACUGAAGAAAUUGUACUGCUUUCAUGUAAAAAAUCAGACAAGUUUUGAAUAUCUUCUGUUGAAUAUAUCCUGUUUCAUCAAUUAAAUAUGAUAACAUCUGAAUAAAGAAAAACAGGUAAUAAAUUGAACUUAACCAGACAUUAAAUUCAAUAACUCUGAACUAUAAAUAAAAAUGUAAUACAAAAUCUAAUAAA